Lathyrus sativus (Indian pea) is the source of this 942-nucleotide messenger RNA. The record is from the annotation of a GenBank genome assembly. Lineage: Eukaryota; Viridiplantae; Streptophyta; Magnoliopsida; Fabales; Fabaceae.
AUGGGAAGACAACCUUGUUGUGACAAAGUUGGUUUGAAAAAAGGUCCAUGGACAGUAGAAGAAGAUAAAAAGCUCAUCAAUUUCAUCCUCACUAAUGGCCAAUGUUGCUGGAGAGCUGUCCCUAAGUUAGCAGGACUGUUAAGGUGUGGAAAAAGUUGUAGACUUAGAUGGACAAAUUACUUGAGGCCUGAUUUAAAGAGAGGACUUUUAUCAGAAUAUGAGGAGAAAAUGGUCAUUGAUCUUCAUGCUCAACUUGGCAACAGAUGGUCAAAAAUUGCUUCUCAUUUACCUGGAAGAACCGAUAAUGAGAUUAAGAAUCAUUGGAAUACACAUAUCAAGAAAAAACUUAAGAAAAUGGGAAUUGAUCCGGUUACACACAAGGUAUUAUUCACUAAUGAAAUAGACCAAACUCAAACAAAAUCUGAACAACAUCAACAAGAAUCUUCCUCUAUUGAACAUGACACAAACGUUGUUGAAUCCGAGAAUGACAAAAACAAAGAACCACAAAAACCAGAAACUUCAUUUGACUCAUCAACCAUAACUGAAGAACAUGACCAAAUUAUGACACCAUUUUUUGACUCAUUGGAACUAAUGAAUGAGUUCUUAAUUGAAGAAGUUCCAAUAGUUACAAAUGUUCCUUCAUCUUCAUCAACUACAACUAUAACUACAACAUCAUCAUCUUCUACAAGUUCAUCUAAUUUUCUUGAAGACUUGUUGCUACCUGAUUUUGAUUGGUCACAUGAUAAUAAUAAUAUUGAAAAUAGUGAUAAUGAUAAUAAUGAUAUUAAUAUGGCAUUAUGGGAUGAUGACUUUAUUAGAAGUUGGGAUUUUGUGAUUAAUGAUGAUGAUAAUGGUGACAGAAAGCAAGUAUUUGAUGCUGCUCAAAAUCAGUAUCCAAGAGUGGUCAUGGAUUCAGAAUCAUGGGCCUAUGGAUUGUUUUGA